UUGUUUUGCAUUGAAUAUGGCUGCCAUAUUUAGUUUAGAUGUCUGUUUUCAAAAGCGUAUCAGAAUUUGUGAUAAAUUCUACAUAAAAUUAUAGCGAAUUAACGUUGUGUUUGUCUAAUAAGACGGCGGGAUGUGUUGAAACUUCAGUGGACGUUUAAAAAAUUGCUGCCGUGCUGUUUUUAAGUUAAAAUGCUUGUGUUUACAUCGACUGUCUUGGACUUGUAUACGAUUUAUGGCAAUUUAAGGUAUUAUCAGUGACCUGGAGUCGGAAGUUUCAGAGGAGGGUGGUGGCGGGGACACCGCCUUUGUACCGGUAUCAAAUCAAGAUGGACUUACUUGUGAUUCCCAAGAAAAAACCAUGAGUGUGUGUUUGGAAACCAGCUCCGUGCUCGCCACUCAGGUGAGCACCUCGACGUCUCCUCAGAUUUCUGAAGAGGCUCCAAACGCGUCGCAAUCUGCACCAGAACAAAUCGAAUCAGCUCCUCCACAACCAACGCCGGUUAGGACAAUAGCAAAGCUUCCUACAGCUAAUGCUGCUUUAUCGAAAGCUUCGUUAAUAACUGUGUUGAACACUCCCUUGGGAAAUGUGAAAACUUUAUGUGUUACACCUGCAGUUUCAUCAAAUGCUACUGGUCAAUUUACUGUUGUUAAUUCAGCGACUCCAUUAAAUGUCGCAAAUUCAACUGGCAAACCGCAAACCAUUACUUUGAUCAAUACACCAGUUACCGUUGUGAAAACAAUUUCACCGAGUGUUGAAAAAAGUGCUCCUGAAGUCAUACCUAAUAGUUCAAAUGUUGUUUCCACUGGUGCAGCUUCGGUGCCAGCUCUGAUCGAAAAUCGGGGACAUAAUGUGUUUGUUAAAAAUACGACAUGUGCGGAAAAUGUUACGGUGGCUCAGGACGUACCACAAAGUCACAAAUUACUCACUGCGAAUACUUUCCCUACAAAUAAUGUUCUGACUACUGCUAUUAAUGUUAGCGAUGUUCAAAAAACAGCAAACGGUCAGAGAAACAAAGUAAAGAUUCUCAGCAAUGUUUUAAUGCCGGGUACGUCACAAGGUGCCGGUAAUGUCCUUUUGAAUAAGCCUUUGAACGUACCGCAACGUUACGUUUCUCGUCAGAAAUUACUUGGGGCGAAUAACGGUGCUACAACAAAAUAUUUAAGCAAACCCCCUAAUAAUAUAGUGAACAAGCAACCUGUUAACAUGAUAAAUAAACAUCAGCCGCAGAGAGUUCCAUAUCCGACACACAAAAGUCAAAUAAAGACACUUCCUCCUGUUAACAAUUAUUUACAUGGAAAACAGCCAGGUAUCAAAACUUUGCCACCACAUAAAGGGGUUCCAGGUCAAAUUCAAAGAACUGGUUCAGGUUUGAGGACUAUACCUCCUCAAAGGCCACAAAAAAUUGCCAAUAAACCAAACUAUAUCGGAAAACAUGCCGUACAAGCUCAAAAACUGAAACAACCUCAUAAAUUAAAAAGUAUGAAAGCUAAUCAGUUGUAUAACAAUUACCACGGACCUCCUGUACAAGAAAAGCAAAUGACGUUUACUCAAGCUUUAACAGCGGAAAUAAUCGAAACUUUGAGCAACAAAACUGGGAACAUGACGGGUUCUUAUUCGAACAAAAGUUAUGAAAGCUUACCUCCCAGAUACGAAAACUCAUACUAUUCGCCUGAAAUGAAACCAACAUUCUCAACUGAUCAGGCCAGACCAAUGGAGGAACGAAAUAAAUCUGGUUUGGACCUCAUCUACCAAGCGGUGCUUCUCGAUCAUAAUUACAAUGCUACUCUUCCACCUGAAUCUCCCAACAGGUCAAUAACUACACCUAACACACCUUCACAAAUAAAUGGAGUUUCCGGUAAUUCGAUGUAUUCACCCGGAAGUGGUAAAAGGAGGACUUUAUCAACUUCCAAUCCGAUUUCAUCUUCUACUAGUUUGUCAACAUUAUCGGCAGUUGCAAGUAAUAACAAUUCGGUCAUCGGUUUGCAAGACGACGACGCCGCCUCUGAUAUUAGUGACGGCUCUGAUCGUAAACAUGACACUGAAGGCGAAGAGACCGAUACCGCUCCGGAAGCAGAAGCCGUCAACAACGAGGAUCAGUUCGGUGAUUACGUCACACGGUGCAUUUGUGGUUUUAUCCACGAUGACGGCUACAUGAUCGAAUGCGACCGCUGUAAAGUAUGGCAACACGUCCAAUGCGUUGUUAAGAAUAAACAAGUCCCCGAGGAGUACCUCUGCGAAGUUUGCGAUCCUCAUAAGCACAUUGAUAGGCAAAAGGCCCGGAUGAUUCAACAGCAGUGGUUGCGAGAGAGACAGUUUACCGAUCCCAAGUUGCGGAAAGAUACUAAAUUAAAGGAGGUGUUCAAACAUAAGGAAACCUUGAGUGAUAGUGAUACGUCAGAUGGAGAGCAUCCAGGAUAUAAUAAUAAUAUUGUGGGGAAAGGACGGCCGACUUUGGUGAACAGGAGGAAGAGUGAUAGCCAUCAGAAGGGAGCGAGACAGAGGAGAGAUUCGGCGAAGGAGGUGGUGCAAAGAAGGCAGAUUAAAAAGAGGGAAAGAAAAGUCAUUAAGCGAAAAACGAAGGCACAACUGAAAAACCACAGUGACGAUGAAAACCACGACACUGUUGCCUCCACCCAUUUGCCACAACUCCGCCAGUGGAUUGAAAACUACGAAGAAGCUGUCACCAAUCACUACUCGCCCGAGCUUCGCGCUCGCAUAAGCAACAUUCGAGUGAAUGGCGCUCAUAACGAUAUUUCGAUUCAGUUCGAUCCUUCAGUCCAUAAAUGUCGCGUUCACACACAACCCUUGACCGAAUUGAAAUAUCUCAUCAGUACCGUGCACCUACCGCCAAAUUCACCGGUGAUUGAAUUACGCGGCAAAUACAUGUUAUCGGCACAACAUCGUAAUUCGGGAAGUACUUUCAACACGCGACAGCACGCUCAACGUCCCGGUCCGUUCCUCUUUUUCUACAAGUUGCACAAAGACAAUACUGAAGUGUGCGUUGAUACGAGGACAUACGGAAAUAGCGCACGAUUUAUCCGAAGAUCGUGUAAACCGAAUGCCGAACUGAGACAUUCGAUUGUGAAAGGUGUAUUGCAUUUGUAUAUUGUGACGAUCGCGAAUGUGGAUAAGAAUGUCGAGUUGACGAUUAAACACGAGUCGCAUGAUUUGGCUGCUAUUGGAACGACAAAUAUUGCGUGUGCGUGCGGAAAUCCGGACGAAUGUACGGUCAAUAGGACAAGUAUCAAGAAAAAUGGAGAGUCGACUGAAAUGCACAAGAAGAGGCGCGGCCGACGAACUACUUCUGUUUCUUUGUCAUCUGAAUCUGAAACUCCCAACAAGCUGAAAAAAGAAAUUUUGUCUCAGCCCCUCGCAUCCCCUCCUCUUCCAGUGAAACACGAGGAGGACGAUGAUGAAGAAGACGUCAAACCCGAAAUAGUAGAACACCCGGUUAAGAAUGAACCUGAAGAUAUUAAACCCGAAAUAAAAGAAGAAAUUACGGAACCGGCUACUGAAGACGUGAAAGAUGUGAAAGUGAAAGAGGAAGAUGUGAAACCGGUGACACCGUCGACUCCGACAACGCCACCGAUAACUACGAGACGUUCGUCGUCUCAUCACAAGGCGGAGAAGGAGGAAAGUAAGGAACCGGAAGUAAAGGAGGAUUUGUCACCUUCGACAGAGAAAAAUAAAAAUAAGAAGUUGAGUCGCGAAGAGAGGAAAUUGGAAGCCAUUUUGAGGGCGAUUGCUCAGAUGGAAAAAGCCGAUCAACGAAAACAGGAACAUCAGGCCAAACAGGCUCAUAGAAGGGAGUCGGAGCCGGGGCCGGGGAAAGACGAGGAGAAGACGGAGCCGAAAAUGAAGCGAAAAAGGCGAAAAGGUAGAGCGCGAACUUCCAGUACGCACACUCCAGCCAGUCGUCGAAAUCGUCUUAAUUCAACUGAUUCUUACCUCACUUCUGGCGAUGAAACAUUGCUUUCGCCACAUGACAGCGGUCCACCAAAUCGUUCUUCCAUGAAAGAUCACGAUUACAAAGAGAAUACUCACGGCAACCAACAAAACACUUCCGACAAAGACGUCGGUCUUCUUUUAGCACUUUCGAAUGGUGAAAAAGCGAAUAAAUCUCCACCACGUGAAACCGAUUCUAAUUCAAAUUCGGCACAAUCAUCGCCUGAAACACAUCUAUCGUCUGCUUGUCUACUUGUACAAGCCGCUGUUGAGCCGAUGGAACAAGGUUUUAAAUUUCCUAAAACGAAAAAAGGUUUAAUGAACGAAUGGUUGAAUAAAGUGCCAGAACCUGUACAUUCGGCUAGUUCAAUAUCGCCAUCGUCGCUAACGCCACAUAUCAAUACCAGCACUGAUUAUGACUCGAAUGUUGGUUUUUAUAAUCCGGGGAAAAGUCUUGUUGCACUUGCUCAAGUUGCCAGUUUUUGCGAUACGAAUGUACAACCGAGGGGAAGUGCGAAGAAGAGGUGGUUGAGACAGGCUAUUAGUGAGGAUCAGUGUGAUAGUCCGUCUGGUCGUCCCGAAUCUCCUCCAAUCAGUGAAACGAUAGCCCCUCCAAAGAAGCGCCGCUUACCGCGAGAAUCACUCUCAAAUGAUAUUACACCACCAUCGACACCAACUAGUUUAGCACCUCCAACUAUUAAUAAUGAACGACCUCCUGUUCAAGAAGGCUGUGUUGAAAUCGUGUAUAGCGGUCACGAUGAAGACAGUCCAACUCAAGCCAUUGAAUCAGAUGCAGUAUUAGAAGAACGCGUCGCUGAAAUGAAAGAAGAAUUCAGCAGUUGUAUUGUACCCCCGUUACAGGAGGUACCUCCACCUACAACUCGACCCGAAAUGCCCCCAGUUUCAUGUCUCAUGGAUCCUCGUUUAUCGAGGGAUCAUCAUCAUAUUUUCUCGAAUAGCGAUCAUUUGGUAGGCACUGUAGAAAAGACACUAAGUAUAUUAGGAUUUGAGGAAAGGAAGCCUGAACCGAUCACACCGGCCAAACGAAAACUUUCUAUUACUGAAUACAGACAAAGGAAAAAGCUCAAUAAUAACGAUAAAACAUCAAUGGACGAACCUGUUAGUACUGAAGAAAAUAAUUCUUCAGAGUCGUUCAAACCGAUGCGUUCAAGGUCAGAUAGUAUGAGCAGUUCAACGUCGAUCACUUCGUCGGAUGAUGAAACUCCCGCCAUCGAGUUGACUGGUAAAGCCCCGUCAGCAUUUAACUCAGAGCCCACUGAGCUCGAACGGCAGCGUGAAUUGACCACUUUGAGGUUGAAGAAGGUUUUAGGUAUUGCAGUGGAUGAAGAAAGUCGCAAACCAACUUUGGACGUGGAAGCGAUUUUAAAUUGUGAACUUCCACCGGUCGUCAAGGCAAUCCCGCCGAGUCCUAAUUUCCCAAUUCCGGGCAGUUGCGAAGUCAACCUAACUGCUUCAAAAUCGUCCCCGAUUUUGGAGAGUGCUCCCUCAAAUCCGGCUUCCGUGAGCAGUCCUCCAGCUGUUGAAAAGGAAGAACCGGAAAUUGAGAUUGAAGAAAUCUCAGAGAAGGAACCUGAAGUUGCCGUCAAACCGAAUAUGUUUUAUACACCAGAUGAGGAAGAGACCGCGACGGACGAAAAUGCUCAAGCCAGUUUUGAAGAAAUCGAUUCAGUGGAUUACGUACCGCCGUUUAAUAAUCCGGUCUAUCCAAACGACAGCAAUUUUACUGCGUUUGCGUCGGUUUUGGAUGAGGAGGGCCGUUACGAGGGUCGCAAUCCCUCGCCGCCCCCCGAUUUGGAAGCAGGUAACUCACCGUAUCCCAGCCAGCAGACGUGAACUGAAGGAGCUUUAAUUAGUUUAAAGAGGGUGUGCAAUUUCAAUUUUCAUACAACAUAUUUAUUUAAUUCAAGUAUUAAUUGUAAGCACAGUGUGUAUAUAGUUGUUUUUAUUUUUGGAGAUUUAUUUUUUAAAAGGAUAAUAUAUGUUAUCGAUAAAUAGCGAUGCGUAGGACCAGUGAUUAAGAUUUUUUUUUAAGAGUUUCGUUCUGAUUUUGCGAUUCAGUUUGCAGUUUGAAUUGAUUUAUCAUUGGUAAUAUAGUUUUUUUUUAUAUAUUUUUGUAGAUGAGGAUGAGAGUAUGUACACUUUGUAAAUAAUAUAUAUAUAAUUGAAUUUCUAUUGCUAAGCUGGAAUUAGAAAAUUGUUAUUUUUUUUGCGUUUAAUGUGCAACGUCAAUCACUCUAAUCAAACCUCUCGAAAAAUCUCAUUUGUACAUAUUAUAAAUUAAUAUUUGUAAUACUCGCGAGUUUGUGGCCAGUGAUUUGACGUUUGACACUGUUGUACAUGUAAUAAAAGUACAAAAUUAUUUAAGAGGUGAUCUCGUGUUUUAAAAAUGUAGAACUUCUGUUUUUAUUAAUUAUUACAAAUAGUUUUUUUCUUAGUGUAAAAACGAUUGUUAUUACAUGUUGGGUUACAUAGGUGAAUUUUCAAAUAACCAUAGAUGACAGUUUCUAGAAUUUAUCAUCAAAUAUGAUGAUAACUUUUUGUAAUAAUUUGUCUUUUUCAUGUUGUUUCAGUUUCGAACGGUUUCCACAAAGUGUUGAAGGGCUCGUCAUUAUGACAGUGAUUUAAAUUAAGUAACAAAAAUGACAUCACUGGUUUUGUUUGUGGAAGCCGCUCUGUACAUAUUACAUUUAUCAUAAUCUAUGUGUAAAUAAGUACAUUUAUAUAUGACUUUGUAAAUUUCGUACUACAAGCCCCAGUGUAAGUUUUGUUUCUCUAAUGGUACAUUCAGUUUUUCAUUUCUGUUUAUUUCAUCUAUAUUUCAGCCAUUUUUUGCAAUUGAUCUAGGGUCAGUUGCAUUAAAGACUGUUUGAAAUUUGUGGUAUAGAAUGUCUUUGCAGCUGCUAUUUAUUUCAGUUACCAAAAAUUGUACAAAAUUUCAUAAUAAAAUUUGUUAAAAAGAUAUAAAAAUAAAUUUCUUACAAUCAGUAUUAAUUCUAUAACGUGUACUGAAGUAAAUAACAGCGCAAAGUUGGCUAAAUUUGUCAAUGAAAUGUCAACGACUUUUAUUAUUACAUAAAUUAACUAUUUUAAUAUAUAAAUUAAAUAACAUGGCUGUAUAUAUAACUCGAUGUUGGUACGAAAAUCGUACGAAUUAUUAAAUAAAUUCAUUAAAAUUUA
Messenger RNA from Tribolium madens (black flour beetle), 7144 nucleotides. RefSeq lists its product as uncharacterized. The record is from RefSeq and is a predicted model, not a curated record. The transcript has 18 exons. The coding region runs from base 359 to 5800 and encodes 1813 amino acids. Gene Ontology annotation, molecular function: protein binding. NCBI's taxonomy places the organism in Eukaryota, Metazoa, Arthropoda, Insecta, Coleoptera, Tenebrionidae.